AUGGAGACGGCACCGCCGUCCUUCGUCUCCAAAGCUAGAACCGCCUUCAAUUCCGCCGCUGCUAAAGCGGAGCGCGUCUUCACUGAUCUCAAAUCCGAUCUAGAAGCGGAGCAGCAAUCGACGGAUGAUCAUAAGGAGGAGUAUGAAGUGAAACCUCAGGGAUGGAGAACAGCACAUAUUAGGAAAACGCAAGAGUGGCAAAAUAAACUGAAAAACUUAAGAAUUGGGAAAAAAGGAGUUGAAGAACAAGAAAAGGUUGAGGAUUUAACCAUGGCUGCCCCUUUCUAUGACGAAAAUUUGUUCAUUCUUAAAGCAAAGCAAGAACAAGAAGCCAAGGCAUCUGAUGUCGGCUACAUGGUAGAAUCUCUAAAUGCCGUUGAUGUGAAUAGUAUUCCUCGAGCAUCCAUUGUGAAGCAGCUGGCUGCAGCCAUCGAAGCGGGAAAAAGGACUAAGACUCUGAAAGACUUUGUUGCAUCGUCUGGAAGUUCGUCACCAGUGAGGGAGAGGGGAGGCUUGAGCCUCUCUGCGGUGAAAUCGCUGGUUCUUGGUGAAAAAGAGGAUAAGCUUGGUUUUGAUUCAGGAGAUGAAGAAAAACUUGUUUCCCUAGUAAAUUCCUUGUUUAAUGUUGAUAGUAACUUCCUCAUCAGAAUGAUUGUCUCUGAUUUGGAGUCUCCUACUGCCAGAGCACCUUUCGCAAAAGAUCUUCAUGCUGCUCCCCCUGGUAGCUUUGUUGUUAAGCUUGCUGAAGUAAUUGGAAGUUUUACAACCCCAAGGAGAAUGGCUUUGUUCUGGGGCAGGGUUGUUGAUGAACUGAGGAGAUUUUGGAAUGAAGAGAAACACAUACCAUGGAUACCUGUGGACGAGAAUCCAGAUUUGAAAAGUUGCCUUCUGCACCAAUGGUUACAGGUUAUAAACUGCUGUCUUACAAGGAAAGCACGUUGCUUAGCUGCUUCUGAAGCAUUAGAUGCUGUGAUUAGGCAAGCCACUUCAGCCAACGAAGAGUCAGACGCCUCAGAAGCAAUGGUUUCUCCGGUUUCUCUUUUGUAUGCUAAAAGUAACACCGGGGAACCCAUACUCCGCCUAGGCGUUCAUCAUACAGUUGAGAACUUAACAAUGUUGGAAACUGGUGAACCUGUGUAUGCCCCAAUAACACAGGAAGGUCCAUUGUUGACAGAAGAUCUUAUUAGAGAAACAGAGGAAUUAGUACUUCGAACAGGGAGCAUGGGGGCUGGAUGUUCUCAACUCUUGUCUGACAUGCAGGCCUUCAAGGCAGCAAAUCCUGGAUGUAUUUUGGAAGAUUUUGUGAGAUGGCACUCUCCUCCAGACUGGACUGAAAAUGAUACCUCUUCUGGAGACGAGUCUUCGCCCCUACGAGGUCAAUUAAGUACCAGGAUGCAAAAAGAAGGUAAUUUAUGGCGUGAGCUGUGGGAAACAUCUAAACCACUGCCUGCGGUUAAACAGGCACCUCUCUUUGACGAAGAUUUGGCUGUGGAAGGAAUCUUGAAUUCUUUGGAAGACAUUCCAGCUGCUGAAUUUUUCGAGCAGCUGUUUGUUUCUCUUCUUGGCCUGGGAUUUGUGAUGCUGGAGCCAGUAAUAGCCACAAACGAUGACUUGUCAAAGCUUUUCUUCGAAUGCAAGGAUUAUGUAGUCGCGAUUUGUCAGGGAGGCGCAUUGAGCGAUAAGCUUGAUGAUCUCUGCCAGGUCUACGAGACCGUGGAAACAAUGUUAUUACGUCCAGAAGAAGUAAUGAGAACAAUGAAGCAAACAGAGGAGUCGCCAUCAAACGGGAGCGAAACAAAACGCCGUUUCAGGCGGCUCAGUUUCAUCUUCCGCGGUAACGAACGAAACCAGAAAAGAGUUCCAUCAGAAACUGAACAGAAGAGUACAGAACCUAGCCCAAGGCAAUCGUUCUCAAUGCUUUUCGAUUUUGCAAAGAGACCUCCUAGACCUGAAAAUGGAACUCUUGUCUGA
Microthlaspi erraticum is the source of this 1971-nucleotide messenger RNA. Lineage: Eukaryota; Viridiplantae; Streptophyta; Magnoliopsida; Brassicales; Brassicaceae. The record is from the annotation of a GenBank genome assembly.